Molecule: messenger RNA, 1290 nt
Organism: Talaromyces marneffei
Lineage: Eukaryota; Fungi; Ascomycota; Eurotiomycetes; Eurotiales; Trichocomaceae
Exons: 5
Coding region: 1-1290 (429 amino acids)
Biological process (GO): L-aspartate catabolic process; biosynthetic process
Cellular component (GO): mitochondrion
Molecular function (GO): pyridoxal phosphate binding; L-aspartate:2-oxoglutarate transaminase activity
Source: RefSeq, a predicted model, not a curated record
AUGUUGUCCACUCUGAGAAUCACCAGCCGCCAGGCUGUCUCGCGUGAGUCAAGCAUACGGGUGUUGAUGACUGGAGUGCGAGCUGGCUCUACCUGGGCCAAUGUUCCUCAGGGACCUCCUGAUGCUAUCCUUGGUAUCACUGAAGCUUUCAAGGCGGACUCUUUUGCGGAGAAGAUCAACUUGGGUGUUGGAGCUUACCGUGACGACAAGGGCAAGCCCUACGUUCUUCCUUCCGUGCGUGCCGCCGAAGACAAGAUCGUCGCAUCUCGUCAAGACAAGGAAUAUGCCGCCAUCACCGGCGUUGGCAACUUUACCGCCAAAGCUGCCGAACUCGCCUACGGCGCCGACUCUGCUGCCCUCAAAGACGGUCGUAUCACCAUCACACAAACCAUCUCCGGUACCGGCGCCCUCAGAAUCGGUGGUGCUUUCCUCGAGCGUUUCUACCCCGGCUCCAAGAAGAUCUUUCUCCCUACCCCUACCUGGGCCAACCACAAUGCUGUCUUCAGCGACUCUGGUCUUGAGGUUGGAAAGUACCGUUACUAUAACAAGGAUACCAUUGGAUUGGACUUUGAGGGUCUUAUCGAGGACUUGAAGGCCGCUCCCAAGGGCAGCAUUAUCUUGUUGCAUGCUUGCGCUCAUAACCCUACUGGUGUUGACCCAACCCCUGAACAAUGGCGUCAGAUCAGUGAUGUGGUCAAGGAGAAGGAGCACUUCGCUUUCUUCGACAUGGCUUACCAAGGCUUCGCUUCCGGUAACGCCGACAAGGAUGCUUUUGCGCCUCGCUACUUUGUUGAGCAAGGCCACAACAUUGCUCUGUGCCAGAGCUUUGCCAAGAACAUGGGUCUCUAUGGUGAGCGUGCAGGUGCAUUCUCUAUCGUCUGCGCUUCCGAAGAGGAGAAGAAGCGCGUCGAGUCUCAAAUCAAGAUCCUCAUCCGCCCUCUUUACUCCAACCCCCCUAUCCACGGUGCACGCAUCGCAUCCACCAUCUUGAACGACCCCGAGCUCAAGAAGCAAUGGUUGGCUGAAGUCAAGGGUAUGGCUGACCGUAUCAUUGAGAUGCGCAGUCUUCUCAAGCAGAACCUUGAGGCUUUGGGUAGCAAGCAUGACUGGUCUCAUAUUACCAACCAGAUCGGUAUGUUCGCAUACACCGGCCUCACUCCCGAACAAAUGGAUGUCCUUGCCAAGGAACACUCCGUCUACGCUACCAAGGAUGGCCGUAUCUCGGUUGCUGGUAUCACCACUGGAAACGUCAAGAGACUUGCCGAGUCUAUUUUCAAGGUUACUGGUUAA